Chara braunii is the source of this 18477-nucleotide messenger RNA. The record is from the annotation of a GenBank genome assembly. NCBI's taxonomy places the organism in Eukaryota, Viridiplantae, Streptophyta, Charophyceae, Charales, Characeae.
GCUAGCACGUGAUACUGUGAAUAGGAAAGUAGCGCGUAGAAGGAGAUAGAAAGGGCGAGAGAGGGAGGGAGUGGGAAGAGAAAGAACAAGAGAGGGAGACAUGGCGAAUGCGGGCACACCGAGUGGAAACCCCGCUGGUACGUGCUUUAACUGCGGGCAGACAGGACACUUUGCCCGAGAAUGUACAGCGAGCAAAGGGCAAGGUACGUUCAACAGCAACACGUCAUAUUGGCAAACGAGGCAGCAGAAGGAUGAAGAUUUCCGAAGGAUCAAGGAAUGGACAGACCACCAAAUAAAGAAACAGCAGGAAGAAGAGGAAAGAAAGGUAGCGGAAGAAGAGAAACGAAAGAGGGAGGCUGAGCGAAGGAAGAUGCUGCUUGAGCAGGAGCAGAGGGAUGAACAGAUGAAACGGAUGAUUGCGGAUAUGGAGAGGAGAUGUUUCCAAGAGACCGAGCCUGUAAAACGUUUGGCGGAAGAGGCUGAGAUGAGGACAAUUGCGGCAGUUGCUAGGGAUCUACGUGCUUUUAAAGCUGAGAUCCGGACAGAGGUGAAACUGACCUUGGCGAUGAAUGGGAAAACUCCGAAAAGAGACAGAGGCAAGCUCGACGUCGACUUCGAGAAUGACCUCCGUGAUGAAGAUGCGCUCGUGGAAGAAGGAAGGAAAUUGCCGCCAAGGAAGACAAGAGGCAAGCGGACGGCUAGAAGGUUUGGGGACUUGGACGAGUAUGAAGAGGAGGCAAGAUUGCAGACGAGGGAGGAAUAUGAAAUGAGCCAGAGAAAGAAGACUGCGGUGCAGACGCCAACCAACGUUGCGAGGGCUACGGGCGCCUCGAAGCUGAGAUUUGUCUGGCAGAGAAACCGAAAUGUCUCCGAUAUUUUGUGCAAUCAUAGGUUGCUCAGUCGACGGGAGGAGUUUAGUUGCACCUGUGAACGAUUCAACUUACCGCGUACUGAAGGGCAUGUUCUUACCAGGACUGCUGACGUGGAGCACGUACCUCGAGUGGCGCUCAAUGGUAAGAACGUUUUGCGUCCAAAGUUGGGGACAACCUUGAAUGAGCUGAGGGACAGCUUUUGGCAAGGACUUACAUCGGUGUUGGGAGGCAGAGUGGGAAAACACCUUCAAGACCUCAAGCUUAAAAAUUGUUUUUCGGACGGAUGCAGCAUGAGAAGUGACACAGAUGAAGAUCCGGUCAUUGAGGUUAAGAGAAAUCUGCAGGAGUUGGCCAUUACUCCGGUGGACAGAAAUGCGGGUGAUUUGGCUGUGAUGUGUCCAAUAGUUUAUGAGCGUGGACUGGACAUGAUGUUCACUUGGAAUACUGCUUACGAUAUAGUUGUCAGCAAGGAGAAGGAGAUAUUAAUGGAGAUGAGGCAAGAUUACAAGGGACUGGGACUGGAGCAGUUAGCAACUUGGGACAGCAAGGGUCUCAUUGGGAAGGCGUAUGUCCUCCCCAAACACAAGGAUCUUACCAAGUGGAGACCGAUUGCGCCUGCGUGCAGUGAGCCUACGAAGACAGGGAGUCGGUGGGUGGCUAGGGCCCUAAACUAUUUGCUGGCCAAGCUCCCCGGUUCCUCGCACUUCAACCUGAUCGCCACAGCGCAACUCAAACCGAACUUACAACAAGCGGAGAAAAGACUCCAACUGUUCGGUGACAAUACGAUGGUGAUUGGAGGUGGGUUUGACAUCAAAAAAAUAUUUACCUCCUUGCCGCAUGCAGCUAUCAUAGAAGCAGUGCGCUGGCUAUUGGAGGAGUGGGAAGGAAGAGGCUAUCACCGCAUUAUCGUCAGCAGGAGGGGGAGGAAAUUGGUCUCCUUGGGAACAAAGUUGUUCGGGAAGAGGUAUGUUAAAAUGGAGUUCCGGUUGUUGAUACGCUUUAUUGCGUUCAAGCUGCGGCAUACAUACACUUCCUGCAAAGAGAAACUCUACAGGCAGAGGGUCGGAGUGCCCAUGGGGAAGAACUCCAGUCCCCCAUUGGCUUGUCUGCUCUGUGCGAAGUAUGAAGUUGAGUUUCUGAAGUCCCUCGGGAGAGACAGACGGCUAGUGCAUGGGGUAAGAUUCAUGGAUGAUGUGUCACUGGUCGUGGCCUUCCAUCAACGGAAGGAAGAAUCUGUACAGAGGGCAAUUCAGAUCCUGGAGAAGUUCAACAAGUGUUAUGGAAGCAAGCUGGUACUCGUGCGCACUGAUGAUGAAUCUAAUACGAUUGACUUCAUCGGUGCACAGGUCACUAUCACGGUGGGAAGAAUCCGGUUCAUUAUGGAACCGAAAGUCAAGAACAGUUGUCUCGACCAGGGUUCGCAGCUUACGUUUCGUUGCUUCCAGGACUUCUGUUCUUGCUCCGACAAGAAAGUCAAGAUCGGAGCUAUCAUGGGGAGUUUCCACCGUAUUCAACAGAUGACCAACAACGAAAGCGCGAUCAUCCUUCCGGUGAUAGCCAUGAAGCAGGAACUCUUGCGUCGGGGUUACCCCCCGACGCUUUUCUUCAGAGCCCUAGCACGGUUUGCUAAGGGCACCAAGGUAUUCAAGGCGUCUUGAUAUGAGGACUACCUGGACCGCCAAAUCACGCCCGUCGAUUUGUUCUAUCUUGAUGACAUAGAUCUUGCCAGGCAGCUGGUAGAACUUGGUUACCGGGGAAACGGAGAGAUUCUGUCCCGUGAAGAGUUUGAGGCCCGGAAGGAAGCAGCUGAGCAAGCGCGUCUGCAGAAAUUGAGGAACAAGCCAAAGAAGCUGGCAAGUGCGGGCAAGGAUGUGGACAGGUUUCCCCUGCUGAAGAAAGCAUCACUACUGUUUGUGGUGUUUGCAAUUGGUUGCUUGUGCCACGUCAACAGUGCCAUAGUGCCACGUCAGCAGUGCCCCGCCACCAUGACGGGCUCAGCUCGGGGCAUGCCAGGCCAACUGGCCAACGAGUCAAUUGCCGAGUACAAACAGCGGUUCCAGACUCAAUUCACACUGAUCGAGGCUGAGGAACAGCGCGAGGUGGCAGCCGAGGCUGUCCGCCUACAGGCUGAAGCGGCGGCAAUAGCCGAGAAGCAGCGGCUUCAGGCCGAAGCAGACGCAUAUACCCAGGCACGCCUCAAGGAAGCCCUGGAUCUGCUACAGCGGCAUGAAGCCACCAGCAUCGAAAAGCUCAAGUUUUGGCACUUUGAACCAUCCGAGGAGCACGACGACGCGACACCGGAGGAGCAGCACAAGGAAUUCAUGGCCAAACUCAUGACUAGGUUGGUUUACACUUGUAACCACCUGCAGUCCGAGCUGGCGGUUCUCCGACGGGCAAUGCAGAACCACAAGGAUCUGCACGAGGAUGCUACACGGGCACUUCAUUCCCGUGUACAGGACUUGGAGCAAGUUGCACCAAGACCGAAUGCUAGCGAGACCAGCAGUGCACCCUCUACCCGCCAACUGGAGGAACGCGUCGACCACGUAGUAGCAAUGCUAGGUGACAUCAGCACCUUCGCGGCGCCAGCCACCAUCAGCAAGCAACUAGACACCUUGAAGACCGAGGUUCAGCAACUGCACCAGCUGCCUAACAAGGAUGGCAACAACGUGCAGCACUACAAGAUGCCGACAUUCCAAAUCGAGAAGUUCGAUGAUUAUACGCAUCAAGACCCGGUCCUCUGGUGGGAGGGCUUUACGACGCAACUUCGGAUUCUCUUCGUCGCCAAGCACGCGCACAUCGGCGCGCUGUUCCUCAACUCAAAGGGCGGAUGCCAGAUCUGGUUGAGCCACCUGGCAACCGUCCACGGCGUAGACGUCGCAGAUCUGAAAGACAAGAUCUCUUGGGAAGAGCUAACACGGAUGUGGAAGAAGUGGUUCAUCGUGGACGACGCGCCAGCACUCGCCAUCAACCGCCUCUUCGCAAUGACGCAAGGCAACACAUCGACACGUGACUGGCUCACGGAAUGGCAAAAGAUCACGGCAACGCCCAAUCUUGACUUGCCAUUUUCGCAUCUGCGCCGCGAGUUCUACAACCGGUCAUGUGCCGCCUUGAGCGUUGCACUUGGUGAUCGCGAGCAAUACACAACCUUCACUGAAAUCAUCGACAAGGCAAGGGAGAUCAUCAAGACCAAUAGGGCAGUUGCACACGAGAAAUCAGCAUGGCAGCCAACCUAUGUGGAGAAGGUGAAAACUGGUCCGCGGCCGCAAAAUGUUGCUGCAGUCCAAUCGAACAACAUUGUGGAAGACCCGACAGCCACCCAAGCCUUCGGCGCCAUCUAUAGCCGAGGAUUCGACGACAUGGUCAAGACUCAAGAGCUCGACCCAUUGACGUUUGCGGACUUCCAAUGGAUGCCCCUUCCUCAGUCCGGUCGAUUGUCGAAACCUCAUUGCAACGUGCUCACCGCACAAUUGCGGGAUUACUUGCACACUGCAGUACCAACUGCGUUGAUGGACGUCGAAGUAGAGGUUGUCGACCUUUACAAUUACAUUGCGAAGAUCGACCGCGAGUUCAGGACACAACGGUACGACGACAUCGACGCACCAUUGUUAUAUGUACGCAUUCAAAUCGGAGAGGCGACCUGCAGCGCUUUGAUCGAUUGCAGAGCAUCUCGCAACUACAUGAGCCAGGACUUUAUGGUACGCGCCGGCCUUGGCCCACGCGUCCGGAGGACGUCCCUGCCUACGCAAGUCACGUUGGCAGACGGUCACACGCACAAGUCAAUCGACCGGUGCAUUGAUGACGUCCCCGUGUACUUUACCCCGCAUGCAAGCGAGGCGGUGUCCUUCGAUAUUUUGGACGCCAAAUUCGACAUGAUCUUGGGCAUGUCAUGGCUGCGAAGCGAGGAUCACCCAAUGAACUUCUACCGCCACACCGUUCACAUUCGUGAUCGGAACGGAGUACUAGUCCCAUGCACGGUGCCUCCUCCUCACCCUUCGAUCAGCUGCCACAUGGUGUCCGCCGCAAGCAUGCGAGCUUCCAUCAUCAGAGACGACAUCGAGGAGAUGGGGGUGUGUUUUCUCCACGCCCUCCCGCCCCAUGACGCUUCAUCGACGGACUCAUCUUCGGACCCACGCAUCACCGAGCUUCUCGACGCCUACGGCGACGUGUUCAAAGGCCCGCACGGAGUAGUACCGGAUCGGCCCAUCCGCCACGAGAUCAUCCUCGAGGACGGGGCUGAACCUCCGCGCGGUUGCAUCUACCGAAUGAGCGAGGAAGAGUUGACUGUGCUACGGACACAACUCGACGACCUUCUGGAGAAAGGCUGGAUUCGGCCUAGCUCAUCGCCAUACGAUGCUCCCGUUCUCUUCGUCUGGAAGAAGAACAAGGAUCUGCGGUUGUGCAUCGAUUAUCGCAAGCUCAACGCGCAAACGCCGGUUAUGCCGUUUGGCCUUACGAAUGCCCCAACCGCUUUCCAAGCGGCUAUGACAACGGAGUUCCGACACAUGCUGGAUCGAUUCGUACUUAUCUACCUCGACGACAUUUUGGUGUACAGUCGGAGUUUGGACGAGCAUGAAAAGCACUUGCGCACCGUUUUGGAGCGGCUACGACAAGCCAAGUACAAAGCCAACCGCGACAAAUGCGAAUUCGCACGGCAAGAGCUGGAGUACUUGGGACAUUAUGUGACGUCGCAAGGCAUCCGUCCGCUUGCGGAGAAAAUCGAGGCCAUCCGCGUAUGGCCCGAGCCCACCAACACCACGGGCGUCCAUUCAUUCAUGGGGUUGGCGGGCUACUAUCAGCGUUUCAUCACCGGGUACUCAAGGAUUGCCGCACCUAUGACGAGAUUACAAUCGCCAAAGGUGCCAUUCGUAUUCGAUGACGAUGCACGCCGGUCAUUCCAAGCACUCAAGACGGCCAUGCUCAUGGCACCCGUCCUUAGCAUCUACGACCCCACCCUGCCAACGAGAGUGACAACCGACGCUUCCGGCUACGGCAUUGGGGCAGUCUUGGAACAACACGACGGCGACGACUGGCACCCUGUGGAGUAUUUCAGCCACAAAGUGCCUCCCAUCAAUUCACUUGAUGAUGCAAGGAAGAAGGAGCUGCUCGCUUUCGCUGCUGAAGAAGAAGCAGCAGCAGAAGAAGAAGAGGAAGAACGCCUUGAAAGAAGACGUAGGGAAGAAAGAGGGGAGAGUAGUGGCACGACAGAGGAAGAUGUAAACAUGGAGAAGAAGAUCAGUGAGUGGGUGGCAAAUUUGUCUUUGGGAGAAGAUGAGGAGGCGCAGCUGUAUGUGCCACAAGAGGAGAAGGAGGCGUUUGCCAGGGCUUUGGAAAUGAUAGAUGACCCCCUGGAAUGUCAAGAGACAGAAGAUGAGAAAAAGUUGGAGUGGAAGCUGCGCAUGAAAAGGGAGAAGAAGAGAAGGAGGUCGGGAGCUGCCCGAUGGGCCGCAGAGGUGGAGAAAGUACGAGGGUGUAGACAAGAGGUGCAGGCCCAAGCGGAAGUACCCGCGAAAUUAGACAAGAUCUUAGGGUACCUAGAGGUACUAAGCGAAGCGUGGCUGGAGGAACGUCAAAGCAACAGGGGUCACGAUGUGGCCCUACAGGCCAUGUCGGCUGGCUUUAGAGAGUUUGCGCACUACGUGGUGACCCACGUCGGGGCCGAAGUGAAAGGAUUAAAAGAGGGCGUAAGGAAGUUCUAUGAGGGCGCCAUUGAGGGCGCCAAGGUAGUAGCCACCGCUGAGAGUGAGUCUAGACCCCGCAGGGAACCAGUCAAGCUGAAGUUCCCAGAUGCCUAUGGCGGGAAGUCUGACGAAAAMUUCGAUAAUUGGGAGGCAAGUGUCAAUACGUAUGUUCAUUUACAGCAGAUUGCGCAGGACGAUCAGGUCCUCGUUGCCUUCCAGGCUCUCAAGGAUGAAGCGGCUAAUCCGUCUUUGCCAUUUGUCGUCACCAUGGACGCGAGUCAGUACGGGAUAGGCGUCGUGUUACAGCAGGACGACGGCAAUGACUAUAGACCCGUAGAGUUCAUGUCAGCGAGGAUGCCCUUAGAGAAGGUUGCUACCUCGACGUACGAGAGAGAACUCUACGCUCUCAGGCAGGCCUUAGAGCAUUGGAAGCAUUACCUGCUUGGGAGGCACUUCAAAGUAUACUCAGACCACGAAACUCUUAUAUGGUUAAAGACCCAGGCCAAGAUGACACCUAAGCUAACUAGGUGGGCCGCUGAGAUAGACCAGUAUGACUUUGAGCUCAAACCGGUCAAAGGCAAGUACAACGUAGUUGCGGAUGCUCUAACGGGGUUCGAUGGCAUUGGGGAGUGGGCUGCAACCUUGACUCUGAAGCAGUUCCUUGGCAAGAUCAAGGAACGCUUCCUGGAUAAGACAACGACCGACAAGGCUUUUGACCAGCUCACUACCAUUGGUCAAAAACACUGGACCUCGGUAGAAGCUUUGUCUCGGGAAGUUGACCGGUUGCUGCAGGUUCCUGGAUUGAACCUGCAAGACAACCAAGUCUUGUACAUCUAUUCCCGUGCUCUGCCCGAACCCAUCCGUGGACAACUUGUGGCAGAGUCUAAAUCAGGCAAUUACAAUUAUAGGCAGUUUCGUGAUCUGGCUCUCCAACGAGAGCAAAUGACUUCGCAAGUUAAGAACUCGUAUGCAUCUGUUGUCAAGUUUGGUGGUGGUGCAGGUGCAGGAAAGUGGAUACUUUGGCGCAAAAAGCGUCAGGACCACACCCUCAUCGUCUUUGAUGACGAUACUGUGGAGAAGUGGCCAUUGGAGGCCGAGGGUGUGGCGAGCAGCAAUGAUUCCGGGAAGGGGGAAGUCACUGUUGUCGUGGUCAACAAGGGAGGACCACGACCGCCAGUAAAGAAGAAGAAGCCAUGCUCGUUCCUAGAGCAUCUCGGGAUUGCGGUCGGGAAACGAUGGGAAAAGAUGGGAAUGUCGCAAGAAACGCUCUUGCUCAGAGGGAAGAGGCGGUCAGAAAUGGAAGACUCACUACAAUCGUUUUCAUCCGGGACUUCAAUUCUAGAGGGCAGGAGGAAGAAGACGUUGCCUCCCAACUGGAAGGUGAAGGGUCGCGUAAUGUUCGUCAAUAAUGAUGGUUCAACCAUAGAGUUCGACGACGACUUCCAGGAGGGAGUAGGGUCAGAGGCGGGCAGCGCAGAGCCUUCAGGGGGUGGAGCAGUCGCUGCCUCUGUGCAAAAGCGCGCCAUGAACCGGAUCUUCCAUGACUACCUGGACAAGUUUGUCAUCGUGUACCUCGAUGACAUACUUAUCUUUAGUAGGACUGCCGAGGAGCAUAUUGGCCAUCUAGGCAAAGUCCUUAGUCUCCUUCGGCAGCAUCAGUUCAAGAUUAACCGGGAAAAAUGCGAGUUUGGCCGCACCCGGAUCUUGUAUCUGGGUCACGAGAUUUCCGCAGAGGGAUUGAAGCCCGAAGACGCGAAGGUAGCCAGCAUUCGCGACUGGCCGCGUCUUCAGUCUGUGAUUGAGAUGAGGCACUUCUUAGGGAUGACCGGCUACUACCGUAACUUUGUAAACAACUAUAGCAUAGUGGCCGCCCCUUUGGCGGACCUGACACGCCUUGGCACCCCUUGGGAGUGGAAAGACAGGUGUGAGGCUGCUUUCAGACAUCUGAAGCACUCCUUAACACACCAUGAGGUCUUGAAACUUCCUGAUCUUGACAAGCCAUUUAUAGUAAUCACGAAUGCCAGCCAAUAUGGCAUUGGUAUCGUGCUUGCGCAGCAAGAGGGGCCAAAGUUGAGGUCGGUCGAGUACAUGUCCAAAAAGAUGCCCUCUCAGAAGUUGGCUAAGUCCACCUAUGAGAAGGAGCUCUAUGUGAUCUAUAAGGCGCUAACCCACUGGAGACACUCCCUCCUUGGGAGGUUCUUCUACGUCAUGACUGAUCAUCAAACCCUAAAGUGGAUGAGAACCCAGUCGGUGCUCUCCGAUGCGCUGAAACGCUGGAUCGAAGUCAUUGAGCAGUAUGACUUCGAACCCCAGUACAUCAAAGGAGAGUAUAACAAAGUUGUAGAUGCGCUGUCACGUAGGCCGGACUUCCUGGAUGCGUUGAUCACUGAGUUCGGGCUUUCGGACGAUGUUACUCGGUCCCUGGUGGUAGCCUAUCGCGAGGAUCCGUCUAUGUCAGAGAUCAUACGCAGGCUCGAAGCGAAGGACAAAGUAACUUCUGACGAGUUUGUAAUGGUCAAUGUCCUGCUGUUCCUUGAGAAGGUCGGGAAUAAACGUUUGUGUGUGCCUAAUCGGGAGUCUUUGCGUAGUUUAUUUUUAGGAGAGUGUCAUGACGCCACCGGACAUUUUGGCUAUAAGAAGACUGCAACCAACCUGCAGCAGCAGUUCUGGUGGCCCACGAUGAUGAGAGACGCCAAGCUGUACAUGGAGACUUGUCAGGUAUGUCAGAGGGACACGCCACGUACACAGGCCCCUCUUGGGCUUCUCAAGCUCCUUCCGAUACCGGAAAGGCCUGGUGAGAGCCUGGCCAUGGACUUCAUGGACAUGCUGGUCACCAGCAAGAGCGGGAUGCGAUACGUCUAUGUCAUUGUGGAUAGGUUUAGUAAGUAUGCUAGGUUAAUCACACUGCCCGAAACAGGCAAAACCGAGUACGUGAUUAAGCUGUUUAAAGAAAACUGGGUCAGGGAUUUUGGACUGCCAAAGUCUAUAGUUAGUGACCGUGAUGUGCGAUUUACCAGUGAAUUGUGGAAAGCCGCAGCUGCAGAGCCGCGGACACAGCUGCAGAUGACUUUUGAGAACCACCCAGAGGCAAACGGACAAGCAGAGCAGCUGAACCGCGUUGUACAACACCUGCUGAGGCACUAUAUCAAUCCUAACCAGGUGGACUGGGAUGAGAAACUUGCUCUCAUCGCCAGGCUGCAGGACGGAGAGUCAGUGCCCAAGCGCGACGGAGAACCAGUGCCCAAGCGGUUGCAGCACCCAGGCCGGACUGAACGACGAGGGUCGGUCAGUAUAUGUCGAGAGAGGCGGAACGUAAGAGGGGAGUCUUGCCUUGGCGCGAGCAAGGUGUACCCGCGACUGGAUGCACGGGGGAGAAGUGUCCGUAUUCGGGCGGUUACUGAGGGUGUGAGGGGAGAGACAAGAAUGAGGGAUCGCAAGCCAGGCGUACCCGACGUACAGCAGUUGCGGAGCACUGCAAGCACAGGCAGACGUGUGGGCGCUGAGGCGGUUACUCGGGGAGUGAGGGGAGUGACAAGAGGGAGGGAUGUGCACGGUGUGCGGAGCGCAGGUGCGGGCGGGCAAGGCGUUCGCAGCUGUUACUGGCGAAAGAUAGUUGGGAGAGAAUCGGACGAGGGAGUGAGGGGCGUGCCCGGCGCAAGCAACGUUCGCGCGCGUGAGGCCAGUGGAGUGGAGCUUCAGAUCGACGACGCUAGAUGGCCUACACCUCCAGAGACAGUAGCGCCAGGCAGGGUGGCGCUGGAUUUGCCGGCCAGAGGGGUUUCCGCGGAUGCGAUAGAGAGUCGAUGGUCAUCGACGGUGUUGGGCCCAGACGUACACUUGUGGACGUAUGUCAUCGAGACGUUUGAGCUAGACAGUCAGAGGUGGCGACGACCAGGCACGACUAGCAUAGAGGUAGUGGGCCACAUUUACUACUCGCCAGAGGUGCUAGCUACGGUCUAUUAUCACGGCCUCGUACACGAUCAUUGGCGAGAGGAGCAGACCGCGAGGGCGAUCUUACUGGCUAGAGCGGACUCCGCACGCGGCGAGGUGAAGCGGCUGCACGGGGGUGUUCGGAGAGUGACGACGACCUUCAGGAUUGGAGGACGCUUCCCAUAUCCUAGCGGUCGACUGCGUGUGACACUUUCGUGCUUCUUGGCAGAGGAGCUUUGGGGACUUAGGCGUCUGGGCGAGAUCUACUUUGCGGCUCUUGACUUGGACGGCCUCUGCCGAGGGUACACUGACAGGGAUUGGGUGUUGUAUGCGCAGUUUGUAGCAGGGACGCUUGUAGGCGAGCGAGAACUCCAACUGAUUGAGUUCCUGCGGGCCAUUGUACCUACCGGGAACCCCGACCUAUACUCUCUGUACCAGCCCCUAGCCUUCUGGACGACACUAGAGAGGGAGGCUCGGAGGCCUACAAAUCAUUUAGCUGGAGUAGGACAGCUGUUAGCCGAGACUCGUGAGGAGAGGCCGGGCCAUCUCAUCUUGACCAGGGAGGUUGAGGAGUAUUACCGGCAGGUAUAUCCAGAGGCAGACGAUCUUGCGUGGUAUGCUGAGGAUCGGGAUUGGGAGGACUUCGAGGACAUAGACCCUUGGGGCGACCAGGACGAGGGCUGGGGAGAUCUGGCACAGGCUGAGGGACAGGAGCAGGACAUCGCCCGACCGAGCUCUGAGGGAUCUGAAAAACGAAUUAGGCGGGAAGCACCGCUGAGAUGGGCUGACCAAACCAAUGACGGAGAGCCCGACGUAGUGGGCGAGCUGGUCGUGACAGAGCCGCAGGAGGCAAUGAAGACAGGAACCUCGAGCGGCCGACGAGAAGCGACGAGACGACGCUCCCCCGAGUAUGAACGGAGGGAAACCAUGGCGGAUAGGCACAGGGACGACUGGCGAGAGAGUUCGAGGGACUCCUAUUGGAGGGACAGAGAUAGAGAUAGAGCACCGACGCGGCGUGUCUUCGACCCCCAAACGGGGGAAUCACACCCGCUCCCUUACGAGAGCAAGGAUCGCUAUAUUAUUACGCACAAGGCCUCAGAGCCUCCUACUUUCAGGGGUUAUGGCAUCACAGAAUAUCUGGAGAAGUGGGAGCUUCAGGCCAGCCGAAGUCAGUGGUCGGAGGAAGAGAUUAUAGAGAACUUCCUAUUUAAUGUGGACCCAAGUCUCGGCAAGGAAGCCCGACCGAAGGAUAGGAAAUGGACUACGUACAAAAAGAAUCUCGUUGAGCUUUACAAAUUGGAGGAUGACAAGUACUCCAUCAAGGACCUUGAGACAAUGACUCAAGAUGAAGAUGAGAGCGUACGGGCAUUUGGGAUUCGUUUCCAGAAGAUCUCCGACGUGCUGAUGAAGAAGGGGAAGAUCUCAGAGGUCGAGCGCUGUACUAUCUUCAUCGGACACCUGUCCAAAGGUAGACAAAAGAGUAUACUUAGAGAUCUUCCGCACGACAAGCUUGACUUCCCAGAAAUCCUAACGCUCGCAAUAAAGGCAGAGGCAGACGACUACAAGGACUUGGUGUGGAGAGGGAUGAGGAGAUGUUACUUCUCUCUCUACAAGGAGUAUGCCACUAAUAGAUGUCCUGAUUUCAAGGACUAUCCCUGGUCGGAGAAAAAUGAAGCCGUCGUCGAGGAAGUGAAGGAGAUAAGGGACAUGGUAAAGGGAUUGACAAGACAAGUUACAAAGAUUGUGACCACCACAGGAGCCACGACAUACCGGGACAAGCCCGGAGGACCCUAUUCACUUCGCUGGGACCGGAGGGAGAGAGACGAUGAGCCAUGGCGACGUAGGGAUGAUGAGAUAGACCAGGACCGCAGGACUCGUGAGACGUAUGGGCGUGCUAGGAGACCGGAUGACUACUCGCGUAGCCCUCGUUAUGAGGCCGAUCGGGGUAGAGGCGACUCUCGAGGCCGGUGGGAGUCAGAUCAGGGCCGACGAGACGGAUACAGGGACAGCAGAUAUGAGAGAUCAGACCGGGAUGGAUAUACGGACGGAAGAUAUGAGAGGACGGAUCGAGAUGGAUACAGAGGCGGCGGAUGUGAGAGAGGAGAUCGACUCGAUGAUUCACGCAGGCGAUACGACCGAGGAGACCGACGUGAUGAUUCACGCAGGUGGUACGACCAAGGAGACCGACGUGAUGAUUCACGCGGGCGAUACGACCGAGGAGACCGACGUGAUGAUUCACGCGGGCGAUACAAACACGGAGACCGCCGCAAUGACUCGCAGGGCAGAAAUGAGAGAGGGGGAUACGGCGCGUCAUCUGAUCCGUAUCCGAAGUCCCCUGACCCCGGAGCAGCGAGAGGUUCGACCUCCAGAGGCACGGACGACAGGCCACCCACCCCCAGGAACUCUUGCGUCUAUUGUAGAGGGGAUGAUCAUAUCAAGAGAGAUUGCCCGGACCUCAAAUGGGCAAUAGAUGAGGGGUUUGUCGUGCUUGACGACCGCAAGUACGUCAAGUGGGCAGAUGAUCUGGGAGAUGUAUCGAUGUUCCCUUCGAUGAAGGAGAAUGUCGAAGCAAGGAGAGUAAAGCCGAGUAAAGGAAAGGAACCGGUCAGGAAUCAGAGCAUCAAGAUAACUUUUGAGGGGGAUAUGGCGACCACACCCAUAAGGGUGGCAGCCACCAAGUCGGCGAGAGGGUCUACAUCGAAGAAGAUUGACACGGAUUACGUGAUGGCAGAGAAGGACGGACAACGGAUCGAUGGAGAGGAGGUUAUUCUUUCGCCGCAGAAGCGGGGAGUGGAGAAGUUCUUGAUGAAGAGUUCGCUGGACGAGAUUGACACGGUCGAGCCACUGAGGUGGGCCCUUCGGCAGCCCAUGCAGUGCUCUAUUCUAGAAUAUCUGGCGGCAUCCAAGCCGGCUCGCGAUGAGUUACAGAUGAUUACGCGGAAGACUCGCAUACCUCUAUUAGACGAGGCUCAGGGAGCCCCUAAGGCGGAUGCUCCUACUAUAGCAGUAACGGGGGUGACUGUCAGAGCGGAUCGCAUGGCGACAGUCCUUCUUGAUGGGAUGAAAGGUGUGCCUCCAGACAAGUUUUACAUACUUGGUAGUAGGGUCGUGGAGGCGAUCAUAAACAAUGGAGCGGUACUAGAUGCUGUGAUCGAUAACAGCAGUGAGGCUGACAUUAUAGACGAGGAUCUGGCAGUACAGGUUGGACAAGGCCUCGAUAGGUCAUACCUAUUCGAGAUAAAGACGGCUGAUGGGAGAAAGCAACAGAUCACCAGGGACGCUGGAGGGAAGGAAGGACCGUUAAGAUUUGAGAGUAGAACACUUAAUACGGCUGAGCGUAACUACAGUCAAUUCAAGAAGGAAGUGUUAGUUGUUCUGCGGUGUCUAGACACGGUCAGACACUAUAUCUAUGGGCGACGGUUCAUCUUGAGAGUAGAUCCCACCGCGGUUGCCUCUGUCCUCCAGAAGGACUUUAGUAUGACGGACCCGACCAUCGCUCGAUGGUUAAUACGGAUUCGACUAUAUGAUUACACAGUUGAGAGAAUAUCUGGCACUAAAAAUGUCGUGGCAGAUGAGCUUUCGCGCAUCCCGCUUGAGGCCGAGUGCCCGAUAGUAGCUGGUGCCCUGAAAAUGGCGGAGCCGAGACGCGCCGAGCGAUUUCUGGUUAACCUUUACGAGGGCAAAUACCGAACGAUCAGGCUACAUUUGUCCGGGGAGGAAAGCCAAGAAUCAGAUAUCCAGAGACAAGUGGCGGAGUACUGCCUUAGAGCCGGCCAUUUAUUCCGAAGACCGGCCGGCUCGGGGAUGCCCUUACGAGUAGUCUGUGACCCUGAGGAGAGACAGACGAUAGUUGCGGAGCUUCACGACGGGGUAGUCGGAGGACACAGGGGAGUCAAAGGAACCUACGAAAAGGUACGCAGGUUGUAUUGGUGGGAAGGACAGUAUAAGGAUGUCGAGAGGUACUGUAUGACCUGCGAGGAAUGCCAUAAGAGAGCUCUUGUGAAAUACAAAGAGCCUCUCAAUCCAUCCUAUCCCACCAGACUAGGAGAGAAGGUACACAUCGAUCUGGUGAAGAUGCUGAAAGGAGUAGGCAAUAUGAACUACGUCGUGAACAUACGAGACGAUUUCACUGGGUUCGUGGACGGUAGACCUAUCAGGAGUAAGACGGCAAAGGAAGUGAAGAACUUCGUCCUGGAGUACUUAUCUAGGCAGGACGGAGAGUCAGUGCCCAAGCGCGACGGAGAACCAGUGCCCAAGCGGUUGCAGCACCCAGGCCGGACUGAACGACGAGGGUCGGUCAGUAUAUGUCGAGAGAGGCGGAACGUAAGAGGGGAGUCUUGCCUUGGCGCGAGCAAGGUGUACCCGCGACUGGAUGCACGGGGGAGAAGUGUCCGUAUUCGGGCGGUUACUGAGGGUGUGAGGGGAGAGACAAGAAUGAGGGAUCGCAAGCCAGGCGUACCCGACGUACAGCAGUUGCGGAGCACUGCAAGCACAGGCAGACGUGUGGGCGCUGAGGCGGUUACUCGGGGAGUGAGGGGAGUGACAAGAGGGAGGGAUGUGCACGGUGUGCGGAGCGCAGGUGCGGGCGGGCAAGGCGUUCGCAGCUGUUACUGGCGAAAGAUAGUUGGGAGAGAAUCGGACGAGGGAGUGAGGGGCGUGCCCGGCGCAAGCAACGUUCGCGCGCGUGAGGCUGUACCAGGACCAGCUGCUGGGGCUUCCAGCAGUGCACCCUCUAGCCGCCAACUGGAGGACCGCGUUGACCACGUAGUGGCAAUGCUCGGCGACAUCAGCACAUUCGCUGCGCCGACCACCACCAUCAGCAGUCAGCUGCAUACAUUGAAGACCGAGGUCCAGCAGCUGCAAACGACGAACGCGGAUGGCAAUCCGAAGAUGUAUAAGAUGUCAACCUUCAAUCUAGAGAGGUUCGACGACUACACGCAGCCGGUCCUCUGGUGGGAAGCAUUCACAACGCAACUCAGGAUUCUGCCCGUAGCCAAGCAUGCGUACAUCGGUGCCCUGUUCUUGAACUCAAAGGGCGGAUGCCAGACCUGGUUGAGCCACCUGGCAACCUCCCACGGCGUCGACGUACCAGACUUGAAGGACGUAAUCACAUGGGAGGAACUGACACGGCUGUGGAAGAAGCGGUUCAUCGUCGACGACGCGCCAGCACUCGCCAUCAACCGACUGUUCACCAUGUCACAGGGCAAUACAGCAACACGGAGUGGCAGAAGAUUGCGGUUGUCCUGUGCUGCAUUGAGCCAGGCUCUUGGUGAUCGCGAGCAGUACUCAACCUUCGCGGAGAUCAUUGACAAAGCGAGGGAGAUCAUCAAGACCAACAGGUCAGCUGCACACGAGAAAUCAACAUCAUGGCAGCCGACCUAUGUGGAGAAGGUACGAACUGGUCCGCGACAGCAGCACUUCGCUGCAGUCCACAGGGACAGUGGAGAUAACCCAACAGCCACUCCAGCAUCAAGUGACGGAGAUCAGGUGGCUGCUGUCCAGCCGCGAAGCACCAACAAGUCCCGCAACAAUGGGAAGGCGAAAUCCGCAUCGCAGGCCGAAAAUGGACAACCAGGACAGUUUCCAUGGGUCAAGUUUGGCUUGACCGAGGCGGAGUACAAGGUCCGCGGCCGCUAUGGCAGCUGCUAUUGGUGCAAGAGCACCAAGCACAAGACCUCCCUGUGCCAAGAUCAGGGCAAGGAGGAUGACUACUUGCACACUGCAGUACCAGCUCCGUUGAUGGACGCCGGAGCAGAGGUUGUCGACCUUCACGUUUUCAUCGCGAAGAUCGACCACAAGUUCAAGAUGCAACAGUACGACGACAUCGACGCACCAUUGCUAUACGUACGCAUUCAGAUCGGAGAGGCGACCUGCAGUGCCUUGAUCGAUUGCGGAGCAUCUCGCAACUACAUCAGCCAGGACUUCAUGGUACGCGUCGGCCUUGGCCCACGYGUCYGGAGGAAGUCCCAGCCUACGCAAGUCACYCUGGCAGACGGUCAUACGMACAAGUCCAUCGACCGSUGCAUUGACGCCGUCCCAGUGUACUUUGCCCCUCACGCAAGUGAGGCGGUGUCCUUUGACAUUCUGGACACCAAAUUCGACAUGAUCUUGGGCAUGUCAUGGCUGCGAAGCGAGGAUCACCCGGUGAACUUCUUCAACCGCAAUGUUCACGUUCGUGAUCGGAACGGAGUAUUAGUUCCAUGCACAGUGCCUCUUCCUCAUCCUUCGAUCAGUUGCCACGUGGUAUCCGCCGCAAGCAUGCGAGUUUCCAUCAUCAGAGACGACAUCGAGGAGAUGGGGGUGUGUUUUCUCCACGCCCUCCCGCCACAUGACGCUUCAUCGACGGACUCACCUUCGGAUCCACACAUCACCGAGCUUCUCGACGCCUACAGCGACGUGUUCGAAGGCCCACAUGGAGUAGUACCGGAUCGACCCACCCGCCACGAGAUCAUCCUCGAGGACGGGGCCGUACCUCCGCGCGGBUGCAUCUACCGAAUGAGCGAAGAAGAGUUAAGUGUGCUUCGGGCACAACUCGACGACCUUCUAGAGAAAGGCUGGAUUCGGCCUUGCUCAUUGCCAUACGGUGCUCCUGUUCUCUUCGUCCGGAAGAAGAACAAGGACCUCCGGUUGUGCAUCAAUUAUCGCAAGCUCAACGCGCAGACGAUCAGGAACGCCGGCCCUCUCCCACACAUCGACGACCUUCUCGAGCGAUUGGGCGGCGCCCAGUUCUUCUCUAAGCUGGAUCUCAAGUCAGGGUACCACCAACUCGAGAUUCGCAAGGAGGAUCGCUACAAGACCGCGUUCAAGACAUGGAUUGCUGCACCUAUGACGAGGUUACAGUCGCCAAAGGUGCCAUUCGUAUUCGAUGACGACGCACGCCAGUCAUUCCAAGCACUUAAGACGGCUAUGCUCCUGGCACCCGUCCUUAGCAUCUAUGACCCCACCCUGCCGACGCAAGUGACUACGGACGCUUCCGGCUAUGGCAUUGGGGCAGUCUUGGAACAACACGACGGCGGCGACUGGCACCCUGUGGAGUAUUUCAGCCACAAAGUGCCUCCCAUCUACUCGCUUGAUGAUGCAAGGAAGAAGGAGCUGCUCGCAUUCGUGAUGGCUCUCAAGCACUGGCGGCACUUCCUCCUUGGGCAUCGUAGGCUCACAUGGGUCACAGACAACAAUCCAUUGACCUACUACAAGACGCAGGACACGGUGAGCAGCACGAUCGGACGAUGGAUGUACUUCAUCGACCAAUUUGACUUCACACCGAAACAUGAUCCCGGCCUCUCCAAUCGCGCAGCAGAUGCACUCUCACAAAGACCUGAUCUUUGCGCUAUGACACAUCAUGCUUUCGCAUUUGACGAGGAACUCCAGCGACACUUCAUCCGGGGCUAUGAGUCUGAUCCGGACUUCGCCACGUUGUAUGCGCAACUAUCUUCGGAUAACCCGCCGGCCAGCCAAUAUCGCAUUGCCGACGGGUACUUGCUCCUCCACUCGAGAGGCAAGGACUUACUAUGUGUCCCACGCGACCGUCGUCUUCGGACUCGCCUCCUCGGCGAGUAUCAUGAUUCACGACUCGCCGGCCAUUUAGGAGUCAACCGCACUAUUGCACGGCUUCGACAGCGAUUCCGAUGRCCCGACCUCAUUACCGAUGUCACUCGGUAUUGCGACUCUUGCGAAGUUUGUCGACGCAGCAAGCCCUGCAACCGCAAUCCCUACGGUGAGUUACACCCGAUGCCUAUCCCACGGGAACCCGGUAUCUCCAUUGCCAUGGACGUCACUGGUCCGUUUCCUCGCGACCGGCUCGGGCACGACGGCAUCCUCACGUUGGUGGACCGAUUGAAUGCAGGUGUCUUUGUGACACCUGUGCUUAACCUUGUUGGUCUUGUUGGUCUUGAACUGGUCUUGAACUACAUUUGAGCUGUAUUUGCUUUUACUUAGCUCUGCAGCAUUUCCACCAAGGAUAGCGGGUGUGGGCGGAAUGGGUCUGCAAAUUCCUGUGC